Molecule: messenger RNA, 2448 nt
Organism: Penicillium samsonianum
Lineage: Eukaryota; Fungi; Ascomycota; Eurotiomycetes; Eurotiales; Aspergillaceae
Exons: 3
Coding region: 147-1802 (551 amino acids)
Source: RefSeq, a predicted model, not a curated record
UCUUCCUCCCACAAAGCAAAAUACCCCUACUUCGUGAUACCCGAGCUAUUGUGCUCUAAUUUCUAUUGCUUUUCCUUUGAGAUACCCUAUACCCACGCCUUUUUCCCUACGAAGCUCAGCUUCUUUAAUUCUUUAUUAUUUUAAUCAUGUCUGAAGUCCAGAAGACUGUUGAGGAGACCCCCGCGGUCGUCCCUGCCGUUGAGACUGCCGUUGAGACUCCUGCUGCCACCGAGGCUGCGGUUGAAGCUCCCAAGGAGACCACUGAGGCCGCCGAGCCCACUGCCACUCCCGCCGUCGAGAACACCGAGGCUGCUGAGGCUGUCAAGGAGGAGGUGAAGCCCGCUACUGAGGGCGUUCUCGGCUACAAGGCCCCUGGUCUGGUCAAGGGCUUCCGCUUCGCCAAGCGCUUCUUCUACUUCAACGAGGAGGCUGUUGAGAGCAAGCACCUCUCCGUCUUCCACCAGAACGAGAAGGCCGCCGUCGCCAACCCUACCGCCGCCUGGGCCAGCCAGACCGGCAAGGGUCUGCUUUUCUUCACCAAGCGCGCUGAGGACAAGGCCACUCCCGCUGGCAUUUUCAACCUCGCCGAUGUCUCUGACGUGACCAAGGAGGGUACCAGCGAGUUCCUCUUCAAGGUUGCUGGCCAGAAGCACACUUUCCAGGCUUCCAGCGCCGCUGAACGCGACAGCUGGGUUGUCGCCAUCGAGGCUCAGGCCACCGAAGCUAAGGCCGAGAAGGAGGCCAUCACCUCCGGUGAGGGAUACAAGGCUGAGCUCGAGAAGCUGACCAAGCCUGCCGUCGUCGUUGCCGCCAAGAAGCUCGAGGAGAAGAAGGCUGAGGACAAGAAGGAGGAGACCCCCGCUGUUGCUGCUGAGGCCGCUCAGGAGGAGCCCAAGGAGGAGAAGAAGGAGGAGAAGGUCGCUGCCAAGAGCCGUUCCCAGUCCCGCAAGCGCACCAGCAUCUUUGGUUCCCUCCUCGGCAAGAAGGACGCCGAGGAGAAGAAGGAGGAGACUCCCGCUGCCGAGGAGACCAAGGCCGCCGAGCCUACCGCUGAGCCCGCCGUUGAGGCUCCUGCCCCCGUCGUUGCUGAGACCACUGAGACUGCUGCCCCCGCUGAGGUUGCCGAGCCUACUGCUGAGAGCCCUGUUGAGACUACCGAGGCCGCCAAGGAGGAGGCUAAGGAUGAGAAGAAGGCCGAGAAGAAGGCCAAGCGCGCUUCCAUCUUCGGUAACUUCUUCCAGAAGGUCGCCAGCCCCUCCCAGGAAAAGUCCGAGAAGGAAGCUACCGCCCCCGCUGCCGAGGAGACCCCCGUCGCCAGCACUGCUCCUCAGCUCGAGAACCCCGUCGAGGAGGCCGCUGUCAAGCCCAUCGAUGCUGAGGCCGUGACUGCCCCCGCUGAGGCUGUGGAGACCCCUACUGCUGAGACUCCCGCCGCCGAGGCCGUCUCCACCCCCAAGGAGAAGCGUCGCACUUCGUUCUUCGGCAACCUUGGCAUGAAGAAGGAGAAGAAGGCUGACUCCUCUGACAAUGAGGUCACCGAUGGUGAGGCUAAGGAGACCAAGGCCAAGAAGCUCGGCGGUCUUUUCCGCAAGCCUAGCAAGGCUGUCAAGCUCGACAAGGAGGAGGUUACUGCCGCUGAGACCGAUGCCAAGGCUGACGCCGCUGAGGAGGGCCCCGCUGUCCCUGCCAAGGAGACUGCCACCGAGGAGGCCCCCGCUAUCGCCGAGGAGACCCCCGAGACCGCCGAGGGCUCCAAGAACGUCAACGUUGCCGCCGCGACCCCUGUUCAGGCUGCCGCAUGAAGUGCGACUCGGAGACCUGUCGUGGAGUUUGAACGGUGGUGGGAUAUGUCCUAUCCAUCGCCCGCCCGCGAUAUCCCUGACGCUCUAAUUGAGACCUGAAGGUGCAAAUUUGAUACCACUUCGCUCCACUUGUUUUGCUUUUCCCUCGCCACUGUCGUUGUUUUCAGUAUCCACGGCCCCCCUUAUUUCUGGGCUUGGACCUGAGAUGUCGACAAUGAGAUACCCGCUGUCGCUUUUUUUCCUUGAUCUUUAUUUCUCUAAAAUAAUACCAUCGGCGCCAACUACGCCAGCAGUUCUUUGGACUGCGGUUCAUUCCUUUACGACCUGCGUCCUGCGACUGUGACUCUAUUCGCGACGCGACUAUGUGUUACGUGGUGUGUCGUCCGACUAGAUUGAUACCACUCUGCCGUUUUUUUGGUUUCUUGCUUUUGUGUUUGAUACCCUGUGGGGAGGAUGGGUGCUCUUUUUGAUUGUUGCCUGAGCUUUGGAUCUGGUCUCUUGACUUGUUUCUUCCUGCAACCCAAAUUGACCCUCUAAUGUUGUCUACCGUUAUUGUCCCGAACGGCUGGUUUAUAUUCCGCCCGUAGAGGCGACACACCUUGCGAUAGGUAAUACUUAAUAGAAUCUCUCAGUUUUUCGCUUUAUA